AUGCCUUUGCGAUCGGUUGCCGACUUACUGCUUUCUGUAGGCCUCUUCGUCGGCCAGGUGUACGCGACGCAAGAGCCCUUGACGGGUGACGAUCGCGCAGCAUGCCCCAACUACGCGCAAUAUUCUACCUAUCCCCACAAGCCUCUAAGCGAAGGGCCCCUCGCUCUGCCCUACCAACGACCCGAUCCGCGAUGCCGUACUUUUCAAUCCGAUGCUAUCGAGAAGGUCAUCAAGGAUGUUACCUCUCGAAUGAAGGAUCCCGAUUUGGCCCGACUCUUCGAGAACGCCUUCCCCUCAACAACCGAUACCACCGUCAAAUUCCAUACCGACGGCACCGACACGCGCUUCGUCGACCUGAACGGCCGUAGUUUGCGCGACGAGGGCAAAUGGGAGGGGCCGCAGUCCUUUAUCAUCACGGGUGAUAUCAUCGCCGAAUGGCUGCGUGACAGCACGAAUCAGCUCUCCCCGUACCAAUCACUGGCUAAGAAGGACCCGGCCAUCUUCAAGUUGAUUCUCGGGGCCAUCAACACCCAGGCCGAGUACGUCAUCGAGUCGCCCUACUGCAACGCCUUUCAACCCCCGCCGAUCGCGAACCUGCAGCCGAGUCACAACGGACAGGACGAUACCGUACACCCCAUCUACGAACCCUCAUUCGUCUUUGAGUGCAAAUACGAGCUGGAUUCGUUGGCGCAUUUCCUAGCGCUGGGCAAUGACUUUUACGAGCACACGGAAUCGAAAGACUUUUUGACAGGAAGGUGGUAUCUUGCGCUGGAUACCCUUCUCAACGUUUUGGAGGAGCAGUCGCGUUCGACAUUCGACCCGGAGACAGGCCGGUUUCUGAAGAAUGAGUACACCUUCCAGCGCAAGACGGACGCAGGAACCGAGACGCUGAAUCUCAAGGGCGUUGGCAACCCCUUGAACAACGGCACCGGUCUCGUCAGGUCGGCAUUUCGACCUAGCGAUGAUGCCACGAUCCUUGGCUUCUUCAUUCCGGCGAACGCUAUGAUGGCCGUGGAGCUGAAGCGAACGGCGGCAAUUUUGAAAGAGGCCGGCAAAGAUGUUCUUUCUCAAACGGUCGACAAGUGGAGCCAAACCAUCACGGAUGGUGUAUGGAACAACGGAGUCGUGAAGCAUGCCAAACACGGAGACGUUUUCGCGUACGAGGUCGACGGCUACGGCUCUUCAAUCCUCAUGGAUGAUGCAAAUUACCCUUCGCUGCUUGCUCUGCCUUUGAUGGGAUUCUUGCCACCGGAUGAUCAGAUAUACCAGAACACCCGGAAGAUGCUCCUUGAGAAGACUGGCAACCCUUACUAUCUUGAAGGGUCAGCUUUUCACGGGAUUGGAGGUCCUCACAUUGGCUUAUCAAAUGCCUGGCCAAUGAGUCUUUUGAUACAGGCGCAGACGUCUGAAGACGACAAAGAGAUCACCGAGUGCCUCGAUUUAGUCCUCCGCUCGGCUCGGCUCGGGUUGGUUCACGAGAGUGUCGAUGUCAACCGCAUCUCGUCGUUUACCAGGGCCAACGGUGUCUUUGCUGAGACGAUUCUAGAUCUCGCCCGACGCAAGCCGCACCUAAUCUUUACUGAUGGAAAGCCAUACAGCAUUUAA
Messenger RNA from Colletotrichum higginsianum IMI 349063, 1605 nucleotides. Its product is annotated as Duf1237 domain protein. Gene Ontology annotation, biological process: carbohydrate metabolic process. Bases 1 to 1605 code for a protein of 534 amino acids. The record is from RefSeq and is a predicted model, not a curated record. NCBI's taxonomy places the organism in Eukaryota, Fungi, Ascomycota, Sordariomycetes, Glomerellales, Glomerellaceae. The transcript is spliced from 4 exons.